This is a messenger RNA of Lachnellula hyalina, 927 nucleotides long. RefSeq names its product Vacuolar protein sorting-associated protein 51-like protein (gene vps51). Lineage: Eukaryota; Fungi; Ascomycota; Leotiomycetes; Helotiales; Lachnaceae. The record is from RefSeq and is a predicted model, not a curated record. The transcript has a single exon. Gene Ontology annotation, biological process: Golgi organization; endocytic recycling; lysosomal transport. The coding region runs from base 1 to 927 and encodes 308 amino acids. Gene Ontology annotation, cellular component: GARP complex; EARP complex; membrane.
AUGUCAACCAUAGCCAGCCCCCGCGAACCAUCCGUCAACGGCCGCCGCGUCCCCAUAAUCUCCACAACCACACCUUCCUCAUCCUCACGGCCAUCCCUCGAAAUCCCCCGCUCCUCAGAAAGCUCACCUAACCGUGGCCCCUCCCUAGCACAGCCUAAGCGCGCAAACCGAGCCGCACUACGAGAAUACUAUAACCUAAAGAAAGCCCAAGAGGAGACCAGCACCACUCCCUCAACGCCCAUAAACGACGCAGCAUCAGAAGCAUCAUCCAUCCACGACUCCUCCAACAGCGAGGUCCUAGAAUCCGAGCUCGACCACGCCCACUUCGACGCCAAUGCCUAUAUCUCGCACGUGCUGUCCACACAAUCGCUCUCGGAGCUGCUCAGGACUUACAAUGGCGUACUCACAGAUAUCCGGGCACUGGACGCAGAGAAAAAGGCACUGGUGUAUGAUAAUUAUAGCAAGUUGAUUGCGGCUACGGAGACGAUUAGGAAGAUGAGAGUGAAUAUGGAUCCGCUGAAUCCGAUGGCUAGUACGCUUGAUCCGGCGAUCGCGAGUAUUUAUGCGAGGGCGGAGAGUAUUAAGAGGGAGAUGAGGGAGGGAAUGCCGGGGUGGCAGAGGGAAAGGGCCGAGAUGAGUGAGGGGGAAAGAGAGAAGGCUGAGAGGAGGGAUAAGAUGAGGGAGGUGGUGGGGAGGAUGUUGGAUACGCCGGAGAAGGUUAGGGGCUUGAUGGAUGAGGGGAGUGUAGAGGAGGCGAGGAGGGUGUGGGAGCCUACGCUGAGGCUGUUGGAGAGGUGGAAGGAACGCAGGGUCGGUGGUGAUGAUGUUUUGGAUUGUAUUGAGGAUGGGGAGGCUGCUAUUAGAGGGGAGCCGCCUAACGAGAAGAGUUGGGUUAAUGUGAAGAGUAAGAGAGAAUCGAAAUCAUGA